Messenger RNA from Calidris pugnax (ruff), 4536 nucleotides. It is a transcript of the gene USP49, whose product is annotated as ubiquitin specific peptidase 49. Gene Ontology annotation, molecular function: cysteine-type deubiquitinase activity; zinc ion binding. Lineage: Eukaryota; Metazoa; Chordata; Aves; Charadriiformes; Scolopacidae. Gene Ontology annotation, cellular component: cytoplasm. The coding region runs from base 168 to 2261 and encodes 697 amino acids. Gene Ontology annotation, biological process: protein deubiquitination. The record is from RefSeq and is a predicted model, not a curated record. The transcript is spliced from 11 exons.
GAAGCUGUGCUGCCUUACAAUGAAGACUUAAGUAGUAAUUAAAUUCUCGAAGAACCGCCAAGACUCCUUUGGCUGCAAUGGGGAUGUUCCGCGCCCUGGGUGCUGCGUGGUGGAGGAAAGGAUGUAGAAACAUGACUGCGUCAAAGCAGCGAAGACUCCUGUAAGACAUGGAUAGAUGCAAACAUGUUGGGCGGCUACGACUCGCCCAGGACCACUCAAUCCUGAACCCCCAGAAGUGGCGCUGCGUGGACUGCCAGACAACGGAGUCCAUCUGGGCCUGUCUGAAGUGCUCCCACGUCGCCUGCGGGAGGUACAUCGAGGAGCAUGCACUUAAACACUUUGAAGAAACCAGGCAUCCGUUGGCAAUGGAAGUUAACGAUCUGUACGUCUUUUGUUACCUUUGUGAAGAUUAUGUCUUGAACGAUAACCCGGAGGGGGAUUUGAAAUUGCUGAGAAGUUCUCUGUCAGCAAUUAAAAGUCAAAAGCAUGAUCCGUCGACGAGAAGCGGCAGGACAUUGAGAUCGAUGGCGUUGGGAGAGGACGUGUGCAGCCAUCAGAGGAGCCCUCAGGGACAAUCUCAGAUGCUUACAGCUCUCUGGCACAGGCGCCAGUCCUUGCUUGCGAAGGCGCUGCGGACCUGGUUUGAUAAGAGCUCUAGAGGCCAGCUCAAAUUAAAACAGAAGAAACAAAUGGAAGAGUUGGAGAAGAAGAAGGAGGCAGCCAGGCAGCGGCGGCAGGAGAUGAAGAGACAGCUCCUGGAGGAGCUGGCAAACACUCCUCCACGGAAGAGCGCGAGGCUGUUGACUCACGUGCACAGAGAGAACUUGAUUCCAAGGAAAUUCAGGGAGGUGGCGACCGCUUCCCCUACCUCAAGGCAGAUGCAGAGCAGCAGAUUCAAACAGUUUUAUUCCAUCCGGCGUAAGCCUCUGAUGACUCCCGGGGUAACAGGUCUAAGGAACCUGGGAAACACAUGUUACAUGAAUUCUAUUCUGCAAGUGCUAAGUCACCUCCAGAAAUUUAGAGAAUGUUUUUUGACACUUGAUCUCUGUGAAACAGAAGAACUCUUAGCCAAAACUGUGAACGGGAAGUCUAGGAUGCCUGGCAAAUUGGCAAAUGGGGCUGCUGCUAAUGAGUCAGGGAAGACUGACAAAGUGGGAUCAUAUGGCACGCAGAGCUUGCCAGCUGGCUUAAAUGGCGGCUCCUCAAUAAGCAGGAGUUUAGAACUAAUACAGCCCAAGGAACCGAGUUCAAAGCACAUCUCCCUCUGUCACGAAUUGCACACCCUCUUCAGAGUGAUGUGGUCUGGCAAGUGGGCGCUGGUGUCCCCCUUCGCCAUGCUGCACUCCGUGUGGAGCCUCAUCCCCGCGUUUCGAGGCUACGACCAGCAGGACGCUCAGGAAUUUCUCUGCGAGUUGUUGGAUAAAGUACAGCAGGAGCUGGAGUCGGAAGGAACGAAGCGCAGGAUCCUCAUCCCUUUCUCCCAGAGGAAGCUCACCAAGCAGGUCCUGAAGGUGGUGAACACCAUUUUUCACGGGCAGUUGCUUAGUCAGGUCACCUGCAUAACAUGCAACUACAAAUCCAACACCGUUGAGCCCUUUUGGGAUCUUUCCCUGGAAUUCCCCGAGCGCUAUCACUCCAUGGAGAAGGGCCUGGUCCCUGUUAGCCAGACGGAGUGCAUGCUGACCGAAAUGCUGGCCAAGUUCACCGAGACGGAAGCUCUGGAAGGGAGGAUUUACGCCUGUGACCAAUGCAACAGCAAACGGCGAAAGUCUUCUCCUAAACCUCUUGUUCUGAGUGAAGCUAAAAAGCAGUUAAUGAUCUACAGACUACCUCAGGUCCUCCGGCUGCACCUUAAACGCUUCAGGUGGUCUGAACGUAAUCACCGUGAGAAGAUUGGGGUCCAUGUCCUCUUUGACCAGGUAUUAAACAUGGAACCUUACUGCUGCAGGGACUCUCUCUCCUCUCUUGACAAAGAGACCUUUGUCUAUGACCUCUCCGCUGUGGUGAUGCAUCACGGGAAAGGGUUUGGCUCAGGACACUACACAGCAUAUUGCUACAACACAGAGGGAGGGUUUUGGGUCCACUGCAAUGACUCCAAACUGAAUGUAUGUAGCGUGGAGGAGGUGUGCAAAACCCAGGCCUACAUUCUUUUUUACACUCAAAGAACAGUGCAGGACAAAGCAAGAAUCUCAGAAAAACAACUCCAAGCUCAGGUGCCCUCCAAAAAUAGUGAUAAGGACAGAAGACUGACAUUCCCGUGAUGGGGAGCUCUGUAACUCAGUCAACAGUCUCAGUUUGUUUUUUUUUUUCAAAACCAUUGGCGUUCACAUCUUUCCUCUUUGUAGGAAAAAAAAGGCUCGCUGCAGGAAGGGGAUCACAUCGCGGUGUUUGUCGCCCGGGGUCUGGACAAGCGUGUCGAGGUGUGCGAUCCCGACACGUACGAUUGUAGUCACAAUCUUGGUUUUAAAGCAUCUUGUUGUCAAGUUCCGCUCACAAAAUGAAAUGAGGGAGUUUGAUGCUGUAUGUCAUUCAUCUUGUAUCAAAAAGGAUUUGCGUGAGGCGUGUAACAAAUGAGCACGAGCAGGAAUUAGAAGCAUUCAGCUGGCUUCAAAAACCAUCAGCCCCUAGUAAUGCUGAUAAAACUCCAGAAGGAACAGGUACAGUACCCUCCCCUUCAAUUGCCAUUCAGAUUUCCGGGGUCUGAAUCACACAGUCACCCAGGUAUUUAUUUGAACGGUUGUUGGAUAGAUGGAGUUGACUGCCCUGAGAGCCAUUCUUGCUGGAGAAAUGGUUAACGUUCUUCUACCAGAGAAAAUGUUCCCCCAGGCUCAGCUAUUUCUUUGCCAUCAGUCAAGGGCAAACCCAUGGCUGGCAACCUUUGCCAGCAGCGGUUUUUCUCAGUGUUACUGAGGUUCUGUGCACACUUGAAGGUUUAUUCUCUGGGCUGAACUGAAUUGGCAGCUAAAUUCACUAGGAAUGUGAUUUUUAAACAGUUCAGCUCUGGAGAAGGUGUGUUUAAAAACAAAACCAGAACGGUGUAGUACAACAGGAAUGUACCUGUGUGUUGUAUCUGUUUACGUAUCUGGCAGCAAAAACAAAGCCUGUGCUACGGGCUUCUGCUGGCAGAACUUUUGUCAUCGGGAUUAUAGAGAGGUCUGAGCCCUGGCUUGCACAGCUGUGGCAGCAGAAGUGGGGGACGUGGAGGCAUCGUACACUGGCAAAGUAGCACUUUUGUACAAGGGUGGUUUGUUUUCCCCAGGGGAAACAGGGUGGUGGUUAAUCCUGCAACGGUGGGAGACACAGCGAGGUUCUGUCACUGCUUCUGGAAUGGAAAUCGUCAUGAAUUGCAGUUGUCACACCAAACCUAAGGCAUUGGGGGUCACACAGGCACCGUGGGCAGAAUUCAGCCUCUGAAGUCUUUAUUUCUGCUGGGACAUAAAGGGAAGGAAUGUAGUUAAAUCUCAAAUUCCAUGUCGAGUUUGAAAGGUUACAAAAAUGUCUGUAUCUAAUCAUCUUGAUUUUAGAAUCCUGUGAGAAACAUAAGGGCCUUAGUUGACUAUUUAUAGUCACUUCUCAGCCUCCAGUUGCACCUCAGGUGUUUUUAUAAUUUAGGGUUUGGAUGUUCACAUUUCAUGUUUUAAUCAAAUCUGAAUAUGUAACUGCAGAGAGACAUGAUGUCUUUCGCUCUUGAUGGUUUGUUGUUUGUUUUUUUUUUUAAACUGGUUAAAAGUGAAGUAACCUAAAAUAUGAGGUUCUUCCAAAAAAUCAGUUCCGUUUUCAGGCAGAGAAGUUGUGAAAGUGUGUUUCGCUUCCUCCCUCUUCUCCUUUGAAUUCUUGUCAGCAUUUGCCCGUCAGACACACGCUGACAGCCCUGUGUCGUUGUUGGAGGGGGUGAAGAGCUCGGUGCGAACCUCCCGGGGACCUUCUCCCCACUGGAACCAGGGCCGGGACAAGCUUUUGGCGAGAUGUCGGGCUACAGGAGGGGCUUCCCCAGGGAGCCCGGUCCCUGGCAGGCUGGACAACGCCCCCGCCGCCCUCGUGGGCCCUGGAUCGCCCACCACAAGCCACCCUGGGAGCCCCAGCACAGGAGAGGAAGGCACACACAGCACCCGCCCAGGCCCUGGGCCCCCAGAGGCUUCCAUGGCCCUGCCAAUUUCCAUGGGAAUGAGGAGGACGGGAGAUGGGCACCCCACGACUGUCCCCCACCACCCCCUUGGGAUGACAGAGAAGAUGGCCGAGGACCUGAGGACCGGUUCAAAGAAGACUGGGACCCGGUGAGGGGACGAUGGGCACCCCACGACCGUCCCCCACCACCCCCUUGGGAUGACAGAGAAGAUGGCCGAGGACCUGAGGACCGGUUCAAAGAAGACUGGGACCCGCCUGGUCCCUGGUACUGCGGACCCGCCCCUGACUCUGUCGACUUCCCUUGGGAUGAGGAGGACAGGAGAUGGGCAUCCCACGACCGGCCCCCGCCACCCCCUUGGGAUGACAGAGAAGACCACCGAGGACCCGAGGGCUGCUUCGAAGAGGACUGGC